GUCUACGGUCUGGAAGCUCCGAUUGAGGGCUAUGGUGUCAUAGAGCUUCAAUGGGAGGUUGAGACCACCCCUGGAGGUCCAACUGUACUUGUUAACGGCACGAUCGAACAAGUCUACGACAAGCUCACCAAAAUUAAUCCCAAUUUCACAACCGAGUACCCACUCCAAUCGCGACAUCGUGGAGCGAGCGGAGCGCGAGAAAAACGCUACACUGUAGAGUCCUAUUUUUGCUGGUCUCGAUGGCCUUAUACCUCAUUGUUUACCAUCGAAGAUGGUAUUAGCUAUUUGAGAGGAGUCCGAGGGCAGCCCACAAACGGCCCAGGACCUGGAAACUGCGGUAGGGUCAGUUGUUCAUAUCAGUCUGCUAUCUGGUGGUGUAACGAUAAUUCGGGAUCGAAAACGUUGCAAGAUUUCGGCGAUAUUGCCGAUGGCGCUGAAGUCAUCACUGACAAUUGUCAAGCUACGGUUGUUGUCGCCGGUAUACCAGAGGUUGUUACAGCCGGUCAGGUAUUUUACACCGAUGCCUGGAAUGUUAUUGUCCGGAAGGAUACAGAUAAUUGUUAA
This is a messenger RNA of Trichoderma atroviride IMI 206040, 564 nucleotides long. The record is from RefSeq and is a predicted model, not a curated record. NCBI's taxonomy places the organism in Eukaryota, Fungi, Ascomycota, Sordariomycetes, Hypocreales, Hypocreaceae.